Messenger RNA from Zophobas morio, 1657 nucleotides. RefSeq names its product cytochrome P450 6k1-like. Lineage: Eukaryota; Metazoa; Arthropoda; Insecta; Coleoptera; Tenebrionidae. The coding region runs from base 66 to 1538 and encodes 490 amino acids. Gene Ontology annotation, molecular function: iron ion binding; heme binding; monooxygenase activity. The transcript is spliced from 5 exons. The record is from RefSeq and is a predicted model, not a curated record.
AGUCUGCGAAUUUGUGUUCUGCAAGACUCGUGCAAAAACGUCAGUCGGUGUCGAUUUUUGUGAAUAUGGUGCUGGUGUAUUUAAUAGUGGCAAGUUUUCUGGUUUUGUACUGGUACUUUACAAGACACUUCAACCACUGGAAAAACAAAAAUGUACCAUUUCUAAAACCUUUACCUUUCUUUGGGAAUAUUAUCGAUGGAAUACUGAUGCGUCAAGCUUUUGGAGAAAUAUUUUCAACAUUAUACCAGAAAAGCAAAGAACCUGUGCUUGGACUUUUUAUCUUAGACAAACCAUGCUUACUUCUACGAGAUCCUGAAGUGAUUAAGAGGAUUUUAGUUACAGAUUUUCAACAUUUUUUUGACAGAAAUGUCAUGAAUAAUAAAAGGGAUGACCCUAUCGGAACCCACAUAUUAUUUUUUCUGAAAAAUCCGGACUGGAGAGAGAUGAGAGUCAAAAUCACUCCUGUCUUUACAUCAUCAAAAAUGAAAGCGAUGUCGAAAUUAAUAGAAAAUUCUUCCACUGAGUUAACAAAUUAUUUAAAUACACAAGUCGAAAGGAAAUCUGUUAUAGAAAUGAAAGAAGUGUGUUUGAAAUUUACCGUAAAUGUAAUUACUUCUACGGCAUUUGGUGUAGACUCCAAUUCUUUCAAAGAUGAUUCACGUUUCUGUGAGGAAGCUAAGAGAAUGUUUAAUUGGGACAACUUUUUGACUUCAUUUAGAAUAAGAUGUUACUUUCUGGCUCAUUCGUUGGUGAAAAUAUUUAGACUAAAAUUAUUUCAUCCUACUUCUAUAAAAUUUUUGGAAGAAAGUUUUUGGGAUAUUAUGCACACUCGCGUAAAUUCUAAAAGUCAUAGAAAUGAUUUAAUCGACAUCUUGCUUCAGUUGAAACAUGAUGAUAAAAAUUUCUUAGAUGGUGACUUAUUAACAUCUCAAGCUGUUGUUUUCUUUGCCGCUGGCUUUGAGACAAGUAGUUCAACAAUGGGAUUUGCACUUCAUGAACUAGCACUUCAUCCUGAGAUCCAGACAAAAUUACGGAAUGAAAUUACUGAAAUAUCAAAAGAACAUGGCGGCAUUAAUUAUGAUUCUUUAAAGAAAAUGCCGUACUUGGAGAUGUGCGUGAAAGAAACGUUAAGAAAAUAUCCUGUGUUGCCUGUACUAGAAAGAAAAAGCAACAGCCGGUACACUAUUCCUGAAACUAAUACUGUUAUUGAAAAAGAUACUGCUGUGUUUAUUUCGCUUUUGGGAUUACAAUAUGAUCCGAAAUAUUUUCCAAACCCAGAAGUAUUUGAUCCGGAACGUUUUUCUUCCGACAAUAAGCACUUAAUAGAAAAUUACAGUUAUUUACCAUUUGGAGAAGGUCCUCGGAAUUGUAUUGGUUCAAGGUUUGGAAUGAUGACAGUAACGUUUGGACUAGCUAACAUAAUCAAAAAUUUUGUCGUCGAGGCUACUUCAGAAACCAAACAAAAAAUCAAACUGAAUGCCAAUGGUCUGGUAUUGUCCUCUCAAAAUGGUAUUAGAUUAAAAGUGAGAAGAGUUUAAAUUUGAUAAAUUAAAUAUUUUUACAACUAGGUUUAUUUUUUGCUACAUAUAGGUACUUAUUGCAGUUAUCUUGAUUGAUUGUUAUCACUGAUAAAUAUAAACAAACAAGUGUAUCUACA